Molecule: messenger RNA, 1916 nt
Organism: Solea senegalensis (Senegalese sole)
Lineage: Eukaryota; Metazoa; Chordata; Actinopteri; Pleuronectiformes; Soleidae
Product: fibroblast growth factor 20-like
Exons: 3
Coding region: 296-979 (227 amino acids)
Biological process (GO): animal organ morphogenesis; positive regulation of gene expression; fibroblast growth factor receptor signaling pathway
Cellular component (GO): cytoplasm
Molecular function (GO): growth factor activity; fibroblast growth factor receptor binding
Source: RefSeq, a predicted model, not a curated record
GAAGGAACACGAGCAGCUACAGAUGAGGAUUCCUGCGUUCACCAAGCGCGCGGGAGUUUGAUUUCAGGUAGCUGGCGUUUUAAUUAAAGCUGCUGCUGCUGCUGACUGCGCCAAAUAACGCGCAACGAUUCUAAUUUUGAUUGAGGAUUUUUCUGCGCAUGUCUGCGCGUCCAACUUUUCCUCUUCUUCCUCCAGCGCUUGCUCGCACUGAGGCUCUUAUCUGCUCAUCACUUGGACCCGGGCUCGGAUCUCUUACAGUGUAGCGCAAACCGGAUAACCGGGUGUCUCCUCUGUGAUGGGGGCAGCGGGCGAGGUUGGGAGUUUCGGAUUUCUGGACAGCUUUGGACCCGCGGGUGGCGCUCCGGCUCCCGUUGGCUCUCAUUUCGUUCUCACCCCAGCCGGGGCGGUGGACUACAACUCGGUGAACGGACUGAUGAUGAUGGGGGGACACGGGCAUCAGCAGCAGGAGCACGUCGUGUCCGCAGAGAGGCUGUCCCGCAGCCUGGCGGACCUCAGCCACCUGAAGGGGAUUCUGAGGCGGCGGCAGCUCUACUGCAGGACCGGCUUUCACCUGGAGAUCCGUCCCGACGGCACCGUGCAGGGCACCAGGAAGGACCACAGCAGAUUUGGUAUUCUGGAGUUCAUCAGUCUCGCUGUCGGACUGGUCAGUAUCAGAGGGGUGGACAGUGGACUUUACCUCGCCAUGAACAGCAAGGGAGAACUGUAUGGAUCGGAGAAGCUGUCAGCAGAAUGUGUUUUUAGGGAGCAGUUUGAAGAAAACUGGUACAAUACCUACUCUUCCAACAUCUACCGGCAUGGAGAGAAAGGCCCAUUUUACUUUGUUGCUCUGAACAAAGACGGGACUUCACGGGACGGGACAAGGUCAAGGCGACAUCAGCGGUUCACUCACUUCCUACCUAGGCCUGUAGACCCGGAUAGAGUACCAGAGCUGUACAGGGACUUACUGGGCCAGAGUUGAGAGUGAUGGGAAGUCAUAAUUUGACCUGACCUGGUCUGAAAAAAAAAAAAAAGGCAACCAAGUGCACCCAAUCCUGGGCUGUUCUUGAGGAAAAUGGGAGAUCUUGUUGAUCUAAACAGAAUUAGAUCAUAAAUAGUACACCAACUCCACACUCCUCACUGGAGUGGAAGAAGGAACCAGACUGUGUUUGAGUCAGACUGGUGGUGGAGUUUGACCAAACAGCACCAAGGCUCUUCUGUGGAAGUUGUGAAACCUCUAUGAAAGAACCUUUUUUUUGGCCUGUGGAGUGGCGCUGGUGACCAAACAGAUACAUUACGGAUUUCCUACGAGUUACCACUAAUGAAAUCCAACUAGCUGCUUUUCCAAACUGCAUGUGUACGAGGACAUAAGUGUGGAACUCCUAGUUGAGAUUAACAACUGGCUGCUAAUAUGUUUGUUUUAUUUUACUGCUGUGGCUGGUGAAUCUUACCAUUUUCAGUAGGGCUUGUGAUGUUAUUAUACACUAUGUGGCUGCUAUGUUAACAAUUUGUUUUAAUGUCUAAUUCACGAUACAGAGUGGCUGGUUUACACUUAAAGGUAGUUUCAUGCACUGGAGAUCAGCCAUGUUUGUUUUGGGAUCAGGCUGACUGACGUGAUGUUUUGGACUGUCUUCAAAACUGCUCUGAAGACAGAGAGUGCUCAGAAAAUGUGACUUUUUUUGACAAAGAGCCUGGAGAAUAAGAGAAGAAGAGGACCAGUGGCAUUUUAAAAGGAUUUCCUUUGUGGUGGAACUCAUUCUGGAUCCCAGUGAAGGAAGUCUGUUGUUCUCCCACAUGACCACAUGGAACUGACACAGACACUUUUGUUGACAGAUUUUAUUCUUAUUUAUAAGGUUUUGUUACCUAGGACAAACAGUAUAUUUAUUUCAUAUAUUUAUUUAUUUUUGAGAAUAUAUUUU